GGCUAACCCAGGAGCGCCACUUGCAUAAUUCAUUCGAGUUCUCGCCCGCCCACUCACAUUAAUUACCAUGGAUCAACCUGUCAAGCACGCCAAGGUCAUCAAAGUUUUGGGCCGCACCGGUAACACCGGUAAUGUGACUCAAGUGCGCGUGGAAUUCUUCGACGAUUUCGGCGGCAAGGAAGCGCGCUCGUUGAUCCGCAACGUCAAGGGCCCUGUCCGUGAAGGCGACAUCUUGUCGUUGUUGGAAUGGGAACGUGAAGCUCGCCGUUUGAGAUAAGUGGUCGGCGGCUGCAGGUAGCCACAAGGUUGUGAAGCGUUUGCCGCAGCGACGACUCGAACGGAUCAUGGAGAAUCGACCCCGUUGUCCCUCAGGGUCGUCGUAAGUGACGAACGCCAAUGCCUUUGAGCCUUGAAUCCUCCUUUGCACUUUGUACGGUUAUUUUCCAAUGAGAAUAUGUAAAUGAUGGGCA
This is a messenger RNA of Aphanomyces invadans, 470 nucleotides long. RefSeq names its product 40S ribosomal protein S28. The transcript is spliced from 2 exons. Gene Ontology annotation, cellular component: ribosome; cytosolic small ribosomal subunit. Gene Ontology annotation, molecular function: structural constituent of ribosome. Gene Ontology annotation, biological process: maturation of SSU-rRNA; ribosomal small subunit assembly; translation. Lineage: Eukaryota; Oomycota; Saprolegniomycetes; Saprolegniales; Verrucalvaceae. The record is from RefSeq and is a predicted model, not a curated record. Bases 68 to 277 code for a protein of 69 amino acids.